CGGGCCCGGGGCCGGGGUCGGGGUCGGGGUCGGGGCCCGGCCCCGGCCUGGAGGUGUCGGGGCGGCUGCAGGCCACCCUCACCAACUACCCGCUCUGGGCCAAGUUCUCCAAACACCAGACCGAGAUGAUCAUCACCAAGCAGGGCCGCCGGAUGUUCCCCUUCCUGAGCUUCAAUAUGACCGGCCUGGACCCCGCGGCCAUCUACAGCGUCUGCGUGGACAUCGUCCUCGUGGACCAGCACCACUGGCGCUACCAGAACGGGAAGUGGGUGCAGUGUGGCAAGGUGGAGGGCAACACGCCAGGGAAUCGCCUCUAUGUCCACCCCGACUCCCCCAACACGGGGGCCCACUGGAUGCGCCAAGAGCUGUCCUUCGGGAAGCUGAAGCUGACGAACAACAAAGGGGCCUCGAGCAACAUGUCCCAGAUGAUCGUGCUUCAGUCGCUGCACAAGUACCAGCCUCGGCUGCACGUGACGGAAAUGAAGGACGGAGAGGCGGAGACCCCCUGCCCCUCGCCCACCUCACACACCUUUUCCUUCAUCGAGACCCAGUUCAUCGCCGUGACCGCCUACCAGAAUGCUGAGAUCACGCAGCUCAAAAUCGACAACAAUCCCUUCGCCAAAGGUUUCCGGGAGAACUAUGAUGUGAUGUUCAGUGCUCCCGCCGAGGCCGACGCCCCCUCCCCGCCUGACGUCUCUGGCUGCCAGCUGAUGCCCGGGAGCCGCUUCCAGCCCUUCUUUCCCGAACAGUUCUCGGUGCCCCCCUCCAGCCGCUACUUCACCGAUCCCCCCCUGCGGCCGGUGAGCGGGCAGCCCAAGGAAGGGCCCCCCCACCGCUGGUUCUUCCCCCCGCCGGCGCCCGCCGGCCCCAUGGACUUCUCCACCUACGAAGCCGACUUCCCCAGCCCGAAGCUGCUGCCCUACAGCAUGAAGCCGUUCCUGCCCACCUCGACGCCGCCCUCCCUGCCUUUCUACCAGGACCCGCUGGGCGCCGGGGGAGGUUGGGCCAGCCUCCAGUACCCCCCGACGCCCACGCCGCCCACGCCCUGGUUUCGGCCCAUGCGGGCGGGCCCGCCGGCCCCGGGGGCGGAGGAGAAGGGGGUGGAGGGGGAGGGCUCGCCCCCUGUCUGGACUGAAAUCGCCUCCGUGGCCUCCGACUCGGCUGACUCGGGCCUGUACGAGCAGGAUGGCAAGCGGCGGCGUCUCUCCCCCUACGACUCCAGCACUGACGGUUCCCCGCCCUCCGGCCGCCCCGCCGAUGCCUUCGACAAAGAGGCGGACCCCGGCUACUUUGGUUACUACGGCAACUGACUGACCGGGUGGAGUGGGGAAGGAAGGCGCUGGUCCUGGACAGCAGGCGGACGAGGGCCUGAGGCCUGGCUCUGCCCUGGCCCGGCCUCGUCCUGGAGUGACUCUCAAUUCCCUCCUCCUUCUUUGAAGGGUUUUUAAGGGGGGAGGGCUGUAGUUUAUGACCCCCUCCCACCCGAGCUCCCUGCCCCAGGAGCUAGCAGGCCCCAGCACUGGGCCUUGGGGCUGGGACGCUAGCAGGGGGCUGGGUCUCUGUUCUUAAUUAAGAGGAAAAGAUAUUUAUUAGAUUGGGGCCCGGUGUCCUCCGAUUCCUCCACUUUCUUUAAAUAAAGGAUAAAAUCUCCAUCCCUCUGCUGUCAGGGGUGGGGAGGGGGAAGCAGUCCCCUGCUGCUAUCCCAGCCCCUCCCUCUACCCAAUCAUUUCCUGCUCAGUCAUGGUCCUACUAAGACCAGCAUUUAAGUAUUUGCCAGGGAGACAGAGACAAGCCCUGUCCCACCCG
Messenger RNA from Ornithorhynchus anatinus (platypus), 1806 nucleotides. RefSeq names its product T-box transcription factor 21 (gene TBX21). Lineage: Eukaryota; Metazoa; Chordata; Mammalia; Monotremata; Ornithorhynchidae. Gene Ontology annotation, cellular component: nucleus. The record is from RefSeq and is a predicted model, not a curated record. Gene Ontology annotation, molecular function: RNA polymerase II cis-regulatory region sequence-specific DNA binding; DNA-binding transcription factor activity, RNA polymerase II-specific. Gene Ontology annotation, biological process: cell fate specification; positive regulation of DNA-templated transcription; lymphocyte migration. The transcript is spliced from 6 exons. The coding region runs from base 126 to 1310 and encodes 394 amino acids.